AUGUCUUCUAAGGAGACAGUUGCAAUGGAUAUUCGAUCCCCUUCGUUUGAGUAUGAAGACUAUGACUCGGAUACUCAGAACCUUCUUAGUCACGAAAGGACUACGAAGCAACACAAACAGCAGCAGAAGAGAAACUGGGCUUUCCUGGCUGUGAAUACCUUCGUUUUAGUGCUGAACAUUGGACUGCUUCUCAUGAUUAGCACCCCCAGAGCAGUUACCAUGGCUGAAGACACUCCAUCUGUUCGGUUGCCACACGCAGAUUGGAUAGCACCUGCAGUGCAGUUACAACUUCAAACCUAUGAUGACAAGUUUGAAAUCCAUGGUCGAUACCGAGGGAAACCUCGGCCAGAAUUGGAGGCCGCUUGGGCUGAUUACGUGAGGAGAAACUUUAAUACUUCAACAGAUUACACUCUUCGCGUGCCAAAACCUGGCUGGACGAAAGCAACCCCGAACGCCAUCCUCACAGAAUUCCAAGAUGAACAAGGCGGAAUCAUGGGAACUUUCAGCUACAUACAUAACAUACAUUGCUUGAAAACUAUCCGACAGUGGAUGCUCCCUGAAUACUAUCCUGAAACAAGAGCACAAUUCCCGCCGACCCCAGAGACACCAAUUCCUCGACACAUUGAUCAUUGCAUCGACAUGCUUCGCCAAUCAGAGCUCUGCCACGCUGAUAUGACGCUUCUGAUCUUUGAGUGGCAUGAGGACGAUCCGCACCCUGUGAACAUUCACCACGCCCCGCACAUUUGCGCCAACCCGGACAAGCUGGAGAGGUUCUUGGAGGAACAUACAGUUCCUCCUAUUGGCCCCAUCCUUAAACAUCCGUGGACCGGUACAUAUAACCCUGCUAUCUAUCUUGUAUUUUGGAAAAAGCUAACAACAUUCGCAGGUGAGACUCCUUGGCCGUUUGAAUAG
Hyaloscypha bicolor E is the source of this 912-nucleotide messenger RNA. RefSeq lists its product as uncharacterized. Lineage: Eukaryota; Fungi; Ascomycota; Leotiomycetes; Helotiales; Hyaloscyphaceae. Bases 1 to 912 code for a protein of 303 amino acids. The record is from RefSeq and is a predicted model, not a curated record. The transcript has 6 exons. Gene Ontology annotation, biological process: mycotoxin biosynthetic process.